Molecule: messenger RNA, 2305 nt
Organism: Cryptomeria japonica (Japanese cedar)
Lineage: Eukaryota; Viridiplantae; Streptophyta; Pinopsida; Cupressales; Cupressaceae
Product: AMSH-like ubiquitin thioesterase 1
Exons: 14
Coding region: 138-1676 (512 amino acids)
Biological process (GO): protein K63-linked deubiquitination
Cellular component (GO): membrane; endosome
Molecular function (GO): K63-linked deubiquitinase activity; protein binding; metal-dependent deubiquitinase activity
Source: RefSeq, a predicted model, not a curated record
AUCCCAAUGGUAAUGCGUUCGAGUUCCUAGACCAAUCUUCUGUAAACAAAUUACGGAAGACAUAUGAAAGCUGAAAACCGCAAGUGGGCAGCAGAAAGACGAGAAUUGCAGCAGUUUUUAGUACUAUUAAAUCGAAAAUGAAAAACGCUCUAGACUUGGCUUACACCUCGCAGAAAGUGGUGGCCGUGGACAAUCGAAUUCCUAUCCGUUAUUAUUAUCGAAUUGCUAGUAAUCUCAUCAAUCAGGCGAGGGUUUAUCGGGAGGAGAACAAUAUUGUUGAUCUCUAUACUAUAUUGAUCAGGUUUUCCAGUCUAGUUUCUGAAACCAUACCUCAACAUCAAGAUUAUCCCACAUAUGCUGCCAAGGAGAAGGUGAAUUACAAGGAGAGACUACAAGAAAUUGUGGAUGAAUUGGAGGCACUAAAACCAACAGUACAAAGACAAGUUGGUGAACUGAAUAAGAGAGAUGCAAGUCAGAACAAUAGUCAAGGGUAUGAUAAUGAAUAUAAUAUUUCUGCAAAUGACAAAUGUGGCUCUUGGGAGUUGCCUAACCCCAAAAGUCAAGUUUAUCCAAGAUAUCAUAAUGAAAAGGAUUGUGGAAGCACUGGAAACAUAUGUAUGCCACAAAAUGCUUGGGGAGAUGACAACAAAAGCUGGCGGUUGAGUUCUAAUCAGAUGGAAGUGCAGAUGAACAAAUUGUAUAUCCAUGUUCCUAAACCUAGAGAGGAAACUCUAUCAAGGCACUCAUUCCUAAGAUCGAGUUGUCAUCAAGGAAAAUGGGAACCCUCAGAUUCUGAUAAAUGGGUUGAAUAUCCUUGCAAUUUUGAUUUAUCUCUAAGGGAAAUUCCAAGAUUUGAUCAGCUUGGAGGAUCUACUCUUUCACCAGGCAACUAUGGCAAUGUAAACUUUGGUGUGAAUCUUGCUCAAGAAAGUGGCUCCCACAGUUUGUCUGCUGUCCAUAGUUCGGGUGCCAAUACUUAUGUCCACGCUGUUAGACAAUUUCCAUCACCUGUACUUUCAAUUGUACAAAGUUUCCCUCCUGGUCACAAUCCCGAUGCCCAUGUUUCUUCUUUUACUGUUGUUGACCCAAGAGUUGGAUCUGUGGAAUCCGUUCAAGAUGAUCUAUCUCAAUCCACAAGUCCUCAGCAUGUGCACAUUUCGCCAGAAAUGAUGGAAGUUUUCUUGGAGCUUGCCAAAUCCAAUACCGAGAAAGAUCUGGAGACAUGUGGUAUUCUUGCAGGUUCACUUAAGCAGCGAACAUUCUAUGUUACAACUCUUAUAAUUCCAAAGCAAGAGUCAACUUCUAAUUCGUGUUAUACAAUGAAUGAAGAAGAGAUAUAUGCAGUCCAAGAUGAGCGUUCUCUUUUCCCGCUUGGAUGGAUUCAUACGCACCCUACACAGACUUGUUUCAUGUCCUCAGUUGACCUCCAUACUCAAUAUUCUUAUCAGAUUAUGUUGCCAGAAGCUAUAGCUAUUGUUAUGUCUCCCACAGAUUCAUCAAGAAAAUACGGGAUUUUCCGUUUAUCAGAUCCAGGGGGUAUCACGAUUUUAAAGCAAUGCCAGCAGCGUGGGUUUCACCUUCAUGAAGGGCCUGCUGAUGGGAGUCCCUUAUAUGAUCACUGCUCUAAUGUUCUCAUCAACCCAAAACUUAAGUUUGACGUGGUCGACAUUCGCUAAUUAGAAAAUCUAUCAAUAACAUAUCUAAAUUGUGCAAAGCCCACUAAUCUUGUGUGGUGUGUGGUAUAGUGUUGUGUUUACAUGGUUCACUGUAUAUAGGUUGUAAAUAUCUGGAGUAUCCUGGUAGAACUUUUACCACCGAACUACCUGAGCUAUUUGAUACUUUUAGUAACUGCCAGAUGCUGUAAUGUAUAUCUGCGUAAUUUGGAACUAGUUUAUGCCCACACUUUCAGGUCCAAAGUGCAUUUAGGCCUUGACUGGUAGGAAAAGAAGAUUGUACGUGUUCUGCUCAAGUAGAUUCAAUUGAAUGUGAAGUACUGCACAAGAAGAUCUGUACUUGUAGGUUGCAGAAAUCAAAUUACCGUGGUGAGAGUGUAGAAAAGGAAAAACACAUAUAGAACAUUAUACACAUGAAGAUACUAUGGAAGUAUCUUGUUAUAAUUACCGAAAAAGUAUCUAGUUAUAAGUAUUGAAAUAUGAGAUAUCCAAAGAUGGACUCUGUCGGGGAAUACAAAUCAAAAUUCUGAGAGAGAACUGAGACAGAUCAGUGAUGGGAAUGACUUGUAUGAUACAUUAUGACAUCUUACCCCUGCAGUUAUACCAAAUUGGCAGUAUCUAUUUUUGUUUAA